Molecule: messenger RNA, 822 nt
Organism: Penicillium waksmanii
Lineage: Eukaryota; Fungi; Ascomycota; Eurotiomycetes; Eurotiales; Aspergillaceae
Exons: 3
Coding region: 1-822 (273 amino acids)
Source: RefSeq, a predicted model, not a curated record
AUGAUUCAGGAAGACGGUGAAAUUGACCUCAAGGAUGUCGAGAUCCUUGAGCUUCUCAAAAAGUCAGAGCACUCUGUGAUUUUCAAGUAUCAUAAUCAACCUUACCGGGAAUGGGAUCCUCCCGACCGUGAAGUGAACUUCUACGUUUGCGAAUCCACUGCGUAUCGUCGGUUGAAGGCCAAAGGUUUCUGCGAGCGGAAAGUCAUUCCAAACUUCUACGGGACCAUCACAAACAUCCAGCCAAGAAAAUGGCCACAUUUGUGGAUGUUUUGUGAUGAUGAACUUCCUCCAACAGCCAUUGUCAUUGAAUAUGUGCCGGACAUGCAUCGAAUCGACCUUACCAACUUCUCACCCCAAAACGUGCAGAUACUGAGAGAGAUUCUUGAGGACAUGCAUCUCGCCGGGGUUCUUCACGAUGACACUUAUCCACGAAACAUGAUGAUCUCCAGAGACCCAAGCACGGACCAGGUCAGAGUUCUCUGGAUAGAUUUCGACCGUGCCCAAACUUUCUCCGAGAGUCUUUCGGGAUGGCAGAGAGAACAGUUGGAGGAGGAAACUGAAAUUAUGGACGAAUUUAUUCAGGGAUUGACCCAGGACAACGAGCAAGGUGAACUGUACCACUCCUACGCCUUCUAUUAUGGCGUGUUCGGACCGCUGGGAUGGGCAAUGGAUUAUGAGUGGGUCCAAGAGAAGUAUGCGAUCCCCGAACCACCUCCAGGACCAACGUGGGAGGAAUUCCAGCGGGCGGCCAAAGAGCAAGAAUCGCAAUGGAAAAUUGUUGGGGAGAAUACCAGGGAGGUCACGGUAGAAUGGGAUUCGUGA